AUGGAGAUGGAAAUGGAGAUGCCAGAUCCGGACGAGCUCGAGUGGAUGGAGAGCCACGGCCUAGUCCCUGAGGAAGAGGAGGACGCCUACUUCGACGACCCCGACGAGGGCUUCGUCCCGCCUCCCGGCGAUUCGGACCAACCGUGCGAUUCCCCUCAGCCGCAGGACUCAGCCGCGCUACGAGCAAAUGAAGCGUUGGGCGGUUUGAAGCGGCCUCCGCCUCCGCCACCGCCGGAGCAGGAUGAGGAAGAGGAGAGAAGCCUGCUCUCAGAAUCCUUUCACUCAUUAACAAGGCGUGCUGAGCAGGAGGCUUUAGCUAAGGCAUUGCAGGAAAGUACAGACUCAAUAGACCGUGUGGCUUGUUCAGUGACUCCACUAGUCACAGAAAAACUUUGGGUGGAAAAGUAUGCACCAAAUUCUUUCACAGAGCUAUUAAGUGAUGAGCACACAAACCGAGAGGCACUUCUAUGGCUAAAACAAUGGGACUCCAGUGUUUUUGGGUCCCAUAUUUGGGCAACGGGUGAUGAUGUCUUAUCUGCCUUACGUCGACACUCUUCAACCAUCCACAAGAAUGCAAGUAACAGAAAUUUCUUUUCCAAGAGUAAGGGGGGUCCUGUUGCAAGUCAAGAUGACACACCCCUGAAUGCACAAAGCAGCAAUCCAGAAGGUUUGGGUGGCUCCUUCAGCAAAAAGGCAUCAGUUGAUAAUACACCAGAACAAAAGGUGUUGCUACUAUGUGGUCCACCUGGGCUUGGAAAGACCACACUUGCUCAUGUUGCAGCCAGACAUUGUGGCUACCAUGUUGUGGAGAUUAAUGCCAGUGAUGACCGUUCUGCUUCAUCCAUUGAAACAAAAAUUCUCGAUGUAGUUCAGAUGAACUCGAUCAUGUCAGAUUCGAAGCCCAAGUGUCUGGUAAUUGAUGAAAUUGAUGGAGCGCUUGGUGAUGGAAAAGGUGCAGUGGAGGUCAUCUUGAAGAUGAUCAAUGCUGAAAAGAGUAAUAAUUCCGACAGGAGCACUAAUGGUGAGGAAACUCAAGCCCGAAAGGCAUCUAGGAAAAGUCAUAGAACAGCAAAACUACUGAGGCCUCCGACAAUUAACCGCGUGGUGAACAGGCUCAAGUAUAUAUGCAAAAACGAAGGUUUCAAGACAAGCUCGAUCGUGCUUUCUGCAUUAGCGGAGUACACUGAAUGUGACAUCCGUUCAUGCCUAAACACACUUCAGUUUUUGAACAAGAAAAGAGUGGCACUAAACAUUACAGCGUUCGAUUCACAAGUAAUUGGACAGAAAGAUAAGUCAAAAAGCAUCCUUGACGUUUGGAAGCAGGUUUUGCAAAAGAAAAGACUCAAGCGGUCUGGAAAGGCUGAAAGCCUUUUCAAUGAAGACAAGGACAUAGACUCUCUCUUCACACUCAUAUCUAACCGUGGUGAUUAUGAAGUUGCUAUGGAUGGGAUCCAUGAAAAUUUCUUGAGACUAUCGUAUCAUGACCCGAUGUUGCAAAAGACUGUAAAAUGUCUCGAUAUACUUGGAGUUUCAGAUUCUUUGACCCAGUAUGUUUACCAGACUCAGCAGAUGCCACUUCAUGCAUAUCAACCUCCAAUUGCUAUCACUAUAAGCCGCAUGGUUGCUCAAGUUGAGAAGCCAAAUAUUGAAUGGCCAAAAGCUUUGCAGAGGUCUCGAGCAUUGCUUUUAGAAAAGAAAGACAUGUUGAAGACCUGGCAAAACCAAAUGUCACCAUUUGUUUCAAGGCACCUCUCAGUAGAAUCAUUCGUUAAAGACAUUGCUUCCCCCUUUUUACAUAUUCUCUCUCCAAUGAGUUUGAGACCUGUAGCACUGAAUUUGCUGUCAGAAAGAGAAAAGGAUGAACUUGUGCAGCUAGUUGAUACUAUGGUCUCCUAUUCAGUUACAUACAGAAACACAAAGUUUGUCCCUCAAGAAAAGGCAAACAUAUCUGUAGUGCCCCAUGAAGUUUCAUCACUCUCUCUUUAUCCUCCAAUCAAUAAUGUCAUAAAUUUCAAGGGCUAUCAAUCAGAGCACAUUGGUCUGUCUUUAGCCAUGAAACAGGUUUUGGUGCAUGAGGUAGAGAAGCAAAAGAUCAUUAAAGAUAGUGCUGGCAAAUUGUUGAACCAAUCUAAUGAUGGAGAUAUGAAGAGCGAAGCUUUAUCAGCUAUAAGGAAGAAAACAGUAGCUAAUUCCAUCCAUCCAGCUUUACAUUCUUCCAAGGAAAGUUCCAAUUGCAGUUCAUCUACCCUUGAAAUGCAAUCAAACUCAGCCUCUAAUGUGAAUGGUAAAGAUUCUGUACCUGCCAAAAAACACUCCAGUCGCGGAACAAAUUUCUUUGGCAGGUUUAGGAAGGAAAGACCAGUAGAUACAAAAACUCGUAGCGAUGUGGGGCUGCAAGGAGGAACACUUCAGAGGGAUUCACGCCCUCUGAUCUUCAAAUAUAAUGAGGUGUUAUUUCUAUCCUUUGCUAUGCCAAAAUGCCUCCUUUGA
Messenger RNA from Miscanthus lutarioriparius, 2490 nucleotides. The record is from the annotation of a GenBank genome assembly. Lineage: Eukaryota; Viridiplantae; Streptophyta; Magnoliopsida; Poales; Poaceae.